CCGACGAAUGUUAGCAAUUGAAGUUCUUCUUGAUUUGUGGAAUACUAGAUUUGAUGUUUCGGUAUGUUUGGAACGAAUCGUCGUAAAAGGGUUUUCUAGGGAUCUACCGGAGGUUACGGAUCGGUAGCCAUUUGAGAUAAACAUGUCUUACUUGGGAAAUUCGUUUACUUGUGUCGAAUACAAUAAGGGAGCUAGAUCUUGUUGGAUCGUAUACUUUUGACUGGCGCAGCGCACUAGGUUUCUUGUGGUAUGGCAUCCCAAGUCGAUCAUUUGAUGCUCCAUCCUACGUUCCAAUGCGUUCACCUUUCUUCUACUAUUUCUUAAGAGAAAGAUAAUCGAUUUUUUUUUCUUUUUGCCUUUUCUUUCUCCGGUAGGAUGCUUUGUCAUCGAGUUUGUUGUAUAACCUGCAAACCUUUUUUAUGAUCAAGAAAGUAUGGUAAAUUGGUCUGUUUAUGUUUUGAUGCGAGAUGCUUAUUAUUGUGGAUAUUCUAGACAUGCCAACAGAUUUGAAGCAGUUUCCAAUCUUUCUGGUAGCUUGUAAUUCUUGAUGUUAUGUUUCUGUGACCCACGUUUGGAAUUGGAUGAGUUUUCAGACUUACUAUAUUAGACGUAUCUUUUGGUCUACAGCAUGAGAGCCAUGACGAUCUUCUUCUUUCUUGUUGGCUGGUAUAUGUCCAUUAUGCAAGUGCAAGGACCUUGGAUGUUCGAAGUUUGGGUGCUCGUGACCGAUGCAUGAGAGAUGUGAUCAGAAUCUUGAAACCCAUAGGUGUUGGGAAGAGUUGCCUCCUUUUGCGUUUCUCUGAUGGCUCCUUCACGACAAGUUUCAUUACUACUAUCGGUAUUGAUUUUAAGAUAAGGACUAUUGAGCUGGAUGGCAAACGGAUUAAAUUGCAAAUUUGGGAUACUGCUGGCCAGGAGCGAUUUCGAACUAUAACAACUGCUUACUAUCGGGGUGCCAUGGGUAUCUUGCUUGUUUAUGACGUCACUGAUGAGUCAUCUUUUAACAACAUAAGGAAUUGGAUCCGCAACAUUGAACAACAUGCUUCUGACAAUGUCAACAAGAUUCUUGUCGGUAACAAGGCUGACAUGGAUGAGAGCAAACGGACUGUGCCGACUGCAAAGGGACAAGCACUUGCUGAUGAAUAUGGAGUCAAGUUUUUCGAAACGAGUGCAAAGACAAAUCUAAAUGUGGAACAGGUCUUCUUUUCAAUAGCUGGAGAUAUCAAGCAAAGACUUGCGGAAAGCAAUAACAAACCUGAGGAUCGGACAAUCAAGAUUAACAAACCAGACCAAGCAGCUGCUGAAGGUACUGCAGCACCGAGAUCAGCAUGCUGUGGAUCCUGAGACAAUGAUGGGAUCGGAUGUAGGUAACUGACGGGGUGGGUGGGUGCUUGUAAUUUUAAUCCUCAUAAUAUUUGUUCAUUUAUGGACACCAUAUUUGAUCGAAGCUCUUGUGGGUUUAAUCUCGAGCGAUAUUGUUUACUGCUUGUUCAUCUUUUGUUGCACCCUUGCAACACGGAAAAGCCUGAAGAUGGCGGACAGUAGCAAAAUUUGUCUCGAUUUGGUGCCUUAAUAAUCUUUUUUUGACCAA
Musa acuminata subsp. malaccensis (wild Malaysian banana) is the source of this 1591-nucleotide messenger RNA. The record is from RefSeq and is a predicted model, not a curated record. Lineage: Eukaryota; Viridiplantae; Streptophyta; Magnoliopsida; Zingiberales; Musaceae.